AUGAGCAUAUGGGCAGUUCAGGUUCUCGGCUAUGAGGGCAGAGACUCUCAGCCCAAAAACAUCAAGCACAGGCAGUACCAGUACAUCACGACUGUCACAGAGACACUGGUGGUGAACGAACCUACCACCACGGUGACGGUCUCUAUCGAGGCUUCCUGUGCCUCGUCGUCCAGGCCAUGGAGCUUAUCCUCGUAUCUGACCGGCACUGGUCCGGGUGGCCUCUCUUCGUCGACCUCUGCACCAUACGGUAAUGGUACUUCCUCGGCCACGUCCGCUCCAGGCACGGGAUCAGUUUCACUGUCAACCGGUGUCUCGUCGACAGCUCCGAUCUCAGCCUCCUCAUCUCAACCUACUGGUACCGGAGGUACUGGGUUACCCCCUUCCCCGUCUACCUCUGGUAUUUAUACCAACGCAUCGUCUGCCGCACCCACAUGGUCAUCAGCAACAUCCGGGGGCUACGGCACGGGCACAUCACCAUCGCUGCCGGCCUCCUCCUCUGGAGUCCCCACCAAUUCGUCAGCCACUGCUCCGGUCACGUCCUCAGGUACAGGCUCCAGCGGCACUGGCACUGGCUACCCAGGCGUUCCAAGCUCAUCCGGUGGAGUCUAUCCUAAUACCACAACGCCGCUGACAUGGCUCACGACCGGGUGGUCUGCCACUGGCUCAGCGUCUUCCGCCUCGCCCACGUCUAACACCACAAGUGCUUCUUGUGGAUACGGCGAGGACUGUGCCUCAACCAUAACGUCAACCUUGACACUGAGCUCAACAGUCACGGUCAGCCCCAACUCCACCGUCACAUCCGUUGGACCGAUUGUAGGCUCAAGUACCGGAAUCGUGUCUACUUCCAACGGCACUUAUACGUAUAGUACUACAUCUGCUCCUCUGUCGACAGGAGAUAGCACCAGUGGUAUCUCGUCCUCGGCCAGCACUAGCGGGAUUUACGGCAACUCGUCAAGCAGCACGUCAAGUGAAGUCAUCACGAGUACGGUGACCUACACGGAGACCAUCUCCACAUCAUCCAGCACGGGAGGCUACUCUUCAAGCGCCGUCACCAGUGCUGUCAGCGGUUCGAGCAGCCUCAGCUCAUCUGCGGUGAGCAACAGCACGUCAAGUGAAGUAAUUACGAGUACGGUGACCUAUACCGAGACCAUCUCCACAUCAUCUAGUUCGGGAAGCUACUCUUCAAGCGCCCUCACCAGUGCUGUCAGCGGCUCAAGCACCCUCAGCUCAUCUGGGGUGAGCAACAGCACAGCCGCGGCGACUGCGUCAUCUUCUGGUUUACCAUCGCUCAGCAGCUCGUCGUCCAGCGAUCUUACCACCCCGCCUGGAUACUCCUGGCCCACCGUGGUGCCGUCGCUCUCGACAACCCUACAGACCAAGACAUCCUUGACGUCCUCAGAAUCUAGUGCUCCGACGUGGACACCACCCACUUAUGGCGGCGGAGAUGAUUCUGACGACGACGAUGACUCAGAUGAGGGAGGCUACUCCUGGCCCUGGCCUUGGGGAUCCGGAAAGGGGAACCAUUGGAAGAAGACUAAGGCACGAUCUGUCGGGGAUCACCAAGAGCAGGAGAAUGGAAAGAGAUGGUACAUGAAUUUGUAA
Molecule: messenger RNA, 1602 nt
Organism: Diaporthe amygdali
Lineage: Eukaryota; Fungi; Ascomycota; Sordariomycetes; Diaporthales; Diaporthaceae
Exons: 2
Coding region: 1-1602 (533 amino acids)
Source: RefSeq, a predicted model, not a curated record